AUGAACACUAUUACUACUGAUCCAUGUUGUCUCGAUCUUUGUGAACGUAAAGAAGUUGUUGUAAUAGGUAAUGGACCAUCCGCUAUUGUUCUAUCUUAUCUUCUCUCUGGUCAUGUACCUUAUUGGAAUGGAUGUCCUGUAUCAAAUGAUUAUUUAAAUAUUAAAUUGGAACAAUAUGUUAAAGAUACAUCAUUACUAGAACAGGAUUUCGAAUUUUUAUCUGAUGGACUUGAAGGUCGUUCAAGAAAUCCUGUUUCAUUACUUAUUGAUAAUUUAUUACAUCCUGAUGCUGAUCUUGGUGCACAUUUACAAUCAAAAAUAAAAUGGCGUCAUGAUCCAUCAUUAUCUAUAGAUCAUCUUUGUAUUGGACGUGGUGGAAUUGGUGGUGUUUGGAAUCAAUUAACAUCAAAACAAUUACAAACAAUUAGUAUGGCUGAUUGGAUGGAACUACCAAAUUAUUCAAUGUCUACAUUUCGACAACAACGUCGAUCAUGUCGAUGUAAUAAUUCAUUGACAACAAAUGAAAAUCAAUGUCAUCGAGCAACAUAUGAUGAAGUUCAUUCAUAUUAUAUGUAUUAUGUUAAACGAAAUCGUUUAACAAAUUAUUUUCGUAAUGGUCAUGAAAUAACAUCUAUUGAACGUGUUUGUAUUGAUGCACCAUAUUAUGAUGAUUUAAAUGAAGAAAUUCAUGCACCAGAACCAUUAUGGGAAAUACGCGGUUAUAAUGAACAAAAUAAAAAUCCAUUUGUAAUACAUGCUAAAUAUGUUGUAUUAGCAACAGGUAUGCCACAAAAAAUAACAAGAUCAUUAGGAAUUAUUGGUGAACAAGCAAGUCAAUCAUUUACUUAUACAACUUUACAUGAUAUAGAAGAAAUUAUUAUUAAUAAAAAACAAUUAACUAGUCAUAGUAAACCUUUACUUGUUGUUGGAUGUGGUCUAACAGCUGUAGAUGUACUUCUUUUAUGUCAACAAUAUUCAAUACCUGUUUUACAUGUAUUUCGUCGAACUAUUGAUGAUCAUGAACUUGUAUUGAAUCAAUUACCUGCUAAUGUUUAUCCUGAAUAUGAACGUAUAAGAGAAUUAAUUCGACAUUCAAUAUCUAUGUCCACUUCAUCCUCUUCUUCAUCAUCAUCAUCAUCUCAAUGGUCUUAUCAAUGUUUUCCACAAAGUGAAAUUCUAUCAAUAACCGAAGAUGGUACAGUACAUAUACGAAAUCUUCGUACACAAACAACAACGGAAUAUGAUAUAUCAUACGUGGCUAGAGUUACUGGAGCUGAUGUAACUAUACCUUUUCUUCCAUCGUUGACCGCGAAAAAAAAUAAUGGUCUUCACAUUGACCCAUAUACUUAUGAAUGUAUCGAUUUUGAAAAUGUCUAUGCAUUAGGUCCAUUAGCUGGAGAUAAACUUGUUCGUUUUUUACAAGGUGGCGCUCUUGCAUGUGCAGCAAGUCUGUUUAAGAAGCAUCGACAAGCAUCAUCUAAAAAUAAUAAUAGUAGACUAUUGUACUCCGUUACUUCUCGAGCUAGGAUUGUUGCGUAA
This is a messenger RNA of Rotaria sp. Silwood2, 1539 nucleotides long. Lineage: Eukaryota; Metazoa; Rotifera; Eurotatoria; Philodinida; Philodinidae. The record is from the annotation of a GenBank genome assembly.